UCGGUACCGAUAUACAUGCCGGUAUCAGGUAUCGAUUAUCGAUUAUCGGUUAUCGAUCCCCGCCACCGAUCCCACCCGUUCCGGACCGGAAGUGCGUCACCGGCACGUCCGGCGCGGCGCUCCAAGAUGGCGGCGCUGGCUCUGAGGGGUUUGGGGCGGCGCUGCCUCCUGGCCCGGCUGGGACCCAGCCCCGGCCUGCACCAGGCUGUCCCCAUGGCCACCACGGCGCGGGAGGAGAUGAGGAGGUUCUGGGAGAGGAACGAGCGCUCGGGGCGGCCGCUGUCCCCCCACGUCAGCAUCUACAAGUGGUCGCUGCCCAUGGCCAUGUCCAUCAGCCACCGCGGCACCGGCGUCGCCCUCAGCCUCGGCGUGUCGCUGUUCUCGGUGGCCGCGCUGCUGCUCCCGGAGUCCUUCCCCCAUUACCUGGCGCAGGUGCGGGCGCUGGGCCUGGGCCCCGCCCUGCUCUGCUCGGCCAAGUUCCUGCUGGCGCUGCCCUUCUGCUACCACGGCUGGAACGGCGUGCGCCACCUGGCCUGGGACCUGGGCAAGGGGCUGCGGCUGCCGCAGGUGACCCAGUCGGGGCUGCUGGUGCUGGCCCUGACCCUGCUCUCCUCCGCCGGCCUGGCCGCGCUGUGACAGCCCGGCAUCCCGCCCCGCCCCGGGGGAGGUGACGGUCCCCAUCCCGUCCCCAAAAUCCCGGGAAUGCCGGGAAUCCCG
This is a messenger RNA of Motacilla alba alba, 717 nucleotides long. It is a transcript of the gene SDHC, whose product is annotated as succinate dehydrogenase complex subunit C. Gene Ontology annotation, molecular function: succinate dehydrogenase activity; electron transfer activity. Gene Ontology annotation, biological process: tricarboxylic acid cycle; mitochondrial electron transport, succinate to ubiquinone. The record is from RefSeq and is a predicted model, not a curated record. NCBI's taxonomy places the organism in Eukaryota, Metazoa, Chordata, Aves, Passeriformes, Motacillidae. Gene Ontology annotation, cellular component: membrane. The transcript is spliced from 6 exons. The coding region runs from base 16 to 636 and encodes 206 amino acids.